Molecule: messenger RNA, 713 nt
Organism: Camelina sativa (false flax)
Lineage: Eukaryota; Viridiplantae; Streptophyta; Magnoliopsida; Brassicales; Brassicaceae
Product: protein phosphatase 1 regulatory subunit INH3
Cellular component (GO): nucleus
Molecular function (GO): protein phosphatase 1 binding; protein serine/threonine phosphatase inhibitor activity
Source: RefSeq, a predicted model, not a curated record
UGUCUCUCUUCAUCAUCAACCUUUUCAAUUUCAUUCAACAACAAGCGUCUGCGUCUCUCUUCCUCCUCCUCCUUGUAACUUGGAACAAGAACACCGAGGAUUUGUAGCCAGCAACUAUUACGAUCCAUUCCCCAGAUAAUCAAAAGCUUCUUAAUCUUGAGCUAUGAGCACAGCGACGAGGCCUUCUUCCUCAGCAACAACUUCUGUCGUAUUAGAAAACCCUGUUUCUCAAUCACAACCUACAGAAAGAUUAGUGCUUCGGUUGAACCGGAAGAAGAAGAAAGUUUCGUGGAAAGACGGGACUGUUGACAACGAGUUCAUGCAGAAGAAGAGUUCAAAGAAAUGUUGCAUCUUUCACAAACAGAAGCCUUUUGAUGAGGAUGACAGUGAAGAAGAAGAUGACCAUGACCACCAUCACCAUGAUCAUGAUCAUAACCAUGAACACUCUGAAUCUGGUGAGGCCUCUUCUUCUCAUGAUUCUAAAGCUGUUGACUAAAUCAGUCAGUGUUUUUCUCACAUCACUAUGUAUUGAAGCUUUUUAAUAGAUCAUGGAAGAACACAUAUUUUUCUUGAGGUUUUUGGUCUCUUACCCUAUCUAACCCUGGUUGGGCUUUAUGUAUAUGUACAUGUAAUUUGCAGAUUUAUUGCAAUGUUGAUUUUAAUUCCUUGAUGCUCUAUUUACAAUUAUGUUAAUCAUUAAAGCUUAUAAAUUA